Molecule: messenger RNA, 1300 nt
Organism: Stegostoma tigrinum
Lineage: Eukaryota; Metazoa; Chordata; Chondrichthyes; Orectolobiformes; Stegostomatidae
Gene: gsx2
Product: GS homeobox 2
Exons: 2
Coding region: 45-758 (237 amino acids)
Biological process (GO): regulation of DNA-templated transcription
Cellular component (GO): nucleus
Molecular function (GO): DNA-binding transcription factor activity, RNA polymerase II-specific; sequence-specific double-stranded DNA binding
Source: RefSeq, a predicted model, not a curated record
CCAGCAACCAAGAAAUCCAGGCAGAGCCAGGAAGAAUACACGAAAUGUCUCGAUCGUUUUACGUUGAUUCCCUGAUCAUCAAAGAUUCUUCAGUGAGGCCUGCUCCUGUCUUGAACGAUCACGGCCAAGACUUUUUGAUUCCCAUUAGCGUGCACUCUCCAACUAUGAUGUCAGUUUCUGGUCCCGUCUGUCCGUCCAGAAAGACGGGUACUUUCUGUGUCUGCCCUCUCUGUGUCACGUCCCACAUCCACUCGUCCCGGAGUGGAAUCCCGCUGCUGAAAAGCCAGUUCCCAAAUGGAGACCCCCAGUACUGUCAACGAAUCAACCAGCAAUCAAACCCCGGUCUCGGGCAUCCACCUGUUUGCACACCCACUUACAGCGUAACAGACCCUAGGAGAUACCAUUGUCUAACUGUGGGUACUGAAACCAACAGUCACCUCCAGAACGGCAAAAGGAUGAGGACAGCUUUCACUAGUACGCAACUCUUAGAGCUGGAGAGAGAGUUCGCCUCCAACAUGUACCUGUCGAGGCUUCGCAGGAUUGAAAUUGCAACCUAUCUGAAUUUAUCUGAGAAGCAGGUUAAGAUCUGGUUCCAGAAUCGGCGCGUUAAACACAAAAAGGAAGGCAAGGGGUCCCCGCGAAACGCGCACAACGCCUGCAAGUGUAGCAGCCAAGGGCACUGUCUGCGCUCAGAGGAUGAGGAAUCCCUCUCACCUAUAUCAUCGGGCAAAGAAGACAAAGAUAUGUCACCUGCAUAGUGGUCAGACUUGCAAUGAUUAAAAGUUUACAGACUUGUUCAUUUCUGUAUUCCUUCAACGCACUUACUGUACUUCACUACUUGCUUAAGAUUUUCUAAAAAGGUCCCUUGGUGCAGCGUUGUUGCUGCACUUGAUUGUGUGCCUGCUGACCGUCCUGGUGUGUUUGAAUUCAUUGUAGAAUUAUACCGAGAUGGAACACCUCAUUUCCAUCCCGGUCACAAUAUAUUCACACAAUAUGGUUAAGAAUAGACAAACAUCAACUUACCUUAAUGCCCAACAUCAUUUUGUUUGAUGCCCUCAGUCGUUAUUUUGCUCUAAAAGCAGUUGAAUAGCAAUAUUCGCGCAAUUUCUUUUAUAAAAAUAAAAUUAUCGAGCAUUCUGUAUAAAUAAUGUAUUUUCAAACUCUGACUUCUGUAAAACACAAAAAAAAGCCAAUGUAAAUGCACCAGCCCAUUAAAAACAAUUGUAGGUCGAAUAGAAGAAACUGUAAAUAGCUAGUUGCUUGGUACAUUGCUGUAAAACGUCACGGUUAAAGUUCACUU